UUUCAUUAUUAUCAGUCAUCGACUUGUUUCAUCCCGUCAUUAAUAUUGACCGCUGACACUGCUCGGGGAUAUUUCUCAUCCACGGUAAUCCAGAUAUCUACAUAAUGUUUUGAAAGGAUGCCCUGUGGAGACCGUAGACACCGCCAGGCCUCAUUUUCAGGUGGUAACCUCAUAAGGUCCGAAGAAUAUCCCAACAGAAAUCGGGAUGGUUCUGCUUUCAGCGAGGCUCUCGGGAAUAGGACUCAAAAUGUGCAAUGAAUGGCUCGGUGGAUCCUAAGGCAUCAAUCUUCGUUAUUUUGGUCGCAUGACGAAGCCGCUACACAGGCUUUCUCAUGGCCUGCCCGUCGGUAUAUAAGAUAUACCCGCCCAGAAAUCUUGCAAUCUUCAAUCCAACCGACGAGCACUAAACGACUCUGGUUCCAGUUGAACAUGAUGAUUCCAAAGAAGACUACCGUUCUUGUUGUCGGAGGUGGACCGGGCGGAUCGUACGCCGCCGCCGUCUUGGCCAGAGAGAAUAUCGAUGUAACCGUCCUUGAAGCUGAUAAAUUUCCCAGGUACCAUGUCGGCGAGAGUCAACUCGCCGCUUUGAGACAUUUUCUACGCUUCAUCGACCUCGAAGAAGAAUUUGAUGCCUUCGGUUUUCAGCGCAAAGUCGGUGGUGGCUUCAAAAUGAACAAACAUAAGAGAGAAGGAUAUUCCGACUUCAUAUCUCACGACCCGAAGAAUUAUUCCUGGCAUGUUAUACGGUCAGAUUCCGAUCAGCUGAUGCUUCGCUAUGCUAGCCGCGUUGGCGCCAAAGUUUUCGAGGAAACCAAAGUCACGGACGUUGAAUUUGACGUAGCCGGGGAGGGCCAGGAGGCACGGCCCGUUGCUGCAGUGUGGUUAGGGAAGGACGGUUCCACAGGUCGAAUUUACUUCGACUAUAUCAUCGAUGCUAGUGGACGAGCCGGAAUUCUUUCAACCCGAUAUCUGAAGAAUCGGGAGUUCAAUGAUAAAUUGAAGAACGUCGCCUUUUGGGGUUACUGGACUGGGGCGGGUCGUUACAUGGCUGGUACUCCCCGAGAGGACUCCAUUUUUGUUGAAGCAUUGACAGACGAGACUGGUUGGGUAUGGUUCAUUCCUUUGCAUGACGGCACGACCUCCGUGGGCGUUGUGAUGGACCAAGAGAAAUCCAACGUUAGUAGAGCAGCUGUCAAAGCGGCGGGAGGGAAUGGUUCUUUGAAUGCUCACUACCUCAGACAACUCAAGCUUGUCCCGGCUAUUCAGGAACUGAUGGGUGAUGCCAAACUCGUCAAGAAGCCUGAUGCUCCCCUUGUUAGUAGCGCCAGUGACUAUAGCUACGCUGCCCGAUAUCAUGCGGGUCCGAGGUACCGAAUAAUUGGAGAUGCAGGAGCUUUCAUUGACCCGUUUUUCUCUUCCGGUGUUCAUCUUGCAGUAUCUGGGGGACUUUCGGCUGCAGCCACUAUCUGUGCUACGAUGAAGGGAGAAUGUUCGGAACUCGACGCUGCUCGAUGGCAUACUACCAAAGUCAACAGCUCAUAUACACGAUUUCUCCUGGUAGUCCUCAGCGCUUACCAUCAAAUCCAGUCUCAGGAUUCUCCCAUCCUGUCUGCCCAGGAAGAUGAUAAUUUCGACUUUGCAUUCGAUUUCUUCCGUCCCAUCAUUCAAGGCAAUACAGAGUCCGGUAGGAAAUUCGCCGAUGAUGACCUAGGAAAGACAAUAGAAUUCCUAGGUAAACAUGUCUUUGAACCGUCAUACCCGGAGCAGAGAGCAGAGUUAGUGUCGCUCUACGGAGACCAGCUCGAUGUUGUUCCCAAGUUGCGUGUACCUGGGGAGGAUGAUGCCCAGGCAGAGUCCAAGGCGAUCCUCAAACAUAUGGCUGUUCAGAAGUUGAUUAGGAUGGAGGAUGUCGCUCAUAUCGGGAAUUAUGUUUCUGAUGUUUUUGAAGGAUAUAGGCUGAGGCUGAAGCGUGGUGAGUUGGGCUUGGAUAAAGCCGCCUGAAUAUGUUGGAUAUUUACCAUUUAGUCCGUUAUUAUGAACCUACGUCACUGCAUAACUUGUAAGCGCCUAAAUAAUGAGAAUCUUUCUU
Molecule: messenger RNA, 2089 nt
Organism: Guyanagaster necrorhizus
Lineage: Eukaryota; Fungi; Basidiomycota; Agaricomycetes; Agaricales; Physalacriaceae
Product: FAD/NAD(P)-binding domain-containing protein
Exons: 12
Coding region: 259-2001 (580 amino acids)
Molecular function (GO): monooxygenase activity
Source: RefSeq, a predicted model, not a curated record